This is a messenger RNA of Triticum aestivum (bread wheat), 1600 nucleotides long. RefSeq lists its product as uncharacterized. The transcript has 2 exons. Lineage: Eukaryota; Viridiplantae; Streptophyta; Magnoliopsida; Poales; Poaceae. The coding region runs from base 20 to 955 and encodes 311 amino acids. The record is from RefSeq and is a predicted model, not a curated record.
CCAGCGCCGGCGGCGACCGAUGGACCAGUUCCACGACAGGCAUCACGUGCGGCUGCGGAGCUGCGUGCUCCGCACGUACCUCCACGCCGACCACGACGGGGAGCGCGUCUCCCUCAGCCGGUGCCGUGACUCGCUGAACACGGCGUGGGUGGUGCACAUCCACCAACUCGCCGACGGCCCGUACCUGCUCCUCCACAGCGCCGCCUACGGCCGCUACCUCGGCACCACGUUCAAGCCGGCGCCGCUCGGCCGCCACGGCUGCCGCACCGAGCAGCGCGACUACGACGACGAGCAGGACUUGAUGGCCGUCAUGUGGAAGGCCGCCAGGGCGGGCUUCCGUGACAUCGUCCUGCUCCGCAGCGUCGCCGGCCGCUACCUCCGCGCCAACGGCAGGUACCUCCCCUGGAACACCGGUGUGACCGUCGACAACAAGGUCAGCGCCCUGAUGUACUGGACCGUCGAGCCCAUCCCCGCCAGAGAGGGUCCGCCUGGCCUCCAAGGCCCGAUUCACACCCCCAGCCCCGGAUACCACUCCCUCAUGCUCUGGCGCAAUCCGGUGGUGUCACGGCUGAUCCGGUUCAUGCUGUCCGAUCCCAACGGCCCCAUCUACACCCAGCACUGCUGGACCACGUUCCGGUUUAGGGGGAGGUCCGUGUUCCACCUGAGGGACGAGGUGGCCAGGCGCAUCGCCUUCGUCCUGGACGGGCGUCAGUCCUUCGACCUCGUAAUGUGCGUCCGAGCGGGCCGCCAGGGGCGUCUGACCCCACUCGUCGUCGACCUGCCCAGCAGCGGCUACGGUGAGACCCUCUGGAUUGUCGUCUUCAUGUCCUGGACCCCAGGUGACAGCCACUCUCCGUGUCCUAACUUCCUAAUGAUCUCCUUCGUAAUGGUGGCAACAAGUGAACCUGUAAUCUUGACUCAAUUUACUAUGCGCGAUGUACAGAUUUUGGUUUAAAUGCCAUGAUCUUUUAGGUUUUAUUUUCUUUGUUAUAGGUGCUUGAUCAGUUUCCUGAAAAUGUUAUAGUCUGAGAAAAAGUUUACUGAAAUUGUUGUAGUCUAGAAAAACAGUUAUCUGAAACUGUUAGGAGUUGGUAAUUGUGGGCAACUGUUGUAGUCUUGUAUGUAGAUAUAAGUAAAGGAUGGUUAUUGGGGGGGAACAGAUCAUUCCAUAACAUGUUUACGCACAACCUAGAUAUGGGAAAGCAUUGGUUUCAUACUAUUCUCCUCGUUUCAGAUAAUUCAGUACCUCCAUUUGGUACUAUUUUUUGCCAUCAGUAAAAAAACUAGUGUAAAGCUAUUGAAAAUUAUAUAACUUAAGAAGCCAAAUCAGCUCAUUAAUCUCUUUUCAGCCUUAGCAGAGAAGACUGAAAUAUCCUUCUGAUUUCGCUUGUUUUACUUGGGUUGAAUAACCUCUGAGCAAAAUUGAGGUUCAUACAUUACUAAAUUAUUAAAUCUAGUUCUACAUAUCGUAUUGUUUUCUGGUUUUGCACAUGAGCUUUAUUUCUAGUCUUGUAUUUUUUUAUAAACUCUGAGAUUUGGAUUGCUGAUCUGCUUCAUACAAAUAUUCUUUGGCGAGAAAUAUUUUGGUGGUCUUGAAAUC